This is a messenger RNA of Culicoides brevitarsis, 2484 nucleotides long. RefSeq names its product anaphase-promoting complex subunit 4 (gene APC4). Gene Ontology annotation, biological process: anaphase-promoting complex-dependent catabolic process; protein K11-linked ubiquitination. NCBI's taxonomy places the organism in Eukaryota, Metazoa, Arthropoda, Insecta, Diptera, Ceratopogonidae. Gene Ontology annotation, cellular component: nuclear periphery; anaphase-promoting complex. The transcript has 6 exons. The coding region runs from base 100 to 2295 and encodes 731 amino acids. Gene Ontology annotation, molecular function: protein binding. The record is from RefSeq and is a predicted model, not a curated record.
GGAUUCGCUUUUCCGGCGGUCAAAUUGAAAAAAAUACUUCAAUGUUUACAUAUUUAUUUUUCGUAAAAAAUAGUUUUCUGUUACAUUUGGAAAAUAAACAUGUCUGUGAGUGGAAUACGCAGUGAAAUUAAACAAAUUAGUAGCCGGAAUGUCAGCUAUCAGAUUGAUCUUAUGGAAUGGAGUAAAAAAAUGGAUCUAAUAGCAAUAAGUACAAAAGGUGAUAUUAUAAUACACAGAUUCAAAUGGCAAAAAGUCUGGACUUUCCCGGCACCUUCUGACAAUCUUGUCCCUCGAACAAUAGCUUGGCGAAAUGACGAGAAAUUAAUAGCAGUCGGUUACAACAAUGGAUUAGUGGUUCUUUUAGACAUCGAAAACAAAGAAGAGAUUUAUUCGUUUCAUUUAAAUUGUGAUAUAACAUGUAUGAUCUGGACCAACUGUCGCAAACCGAUAAUCAAUUCGGACAACAAACAAAAUCAAAGCUGCCAAGACCAUUCCAGCUUCUUACCUAAAUAUCCAAGCUUAAGUUUAUUAUCGUCGACCACAAAAAAAACAGAUUACAAUACUUUAAAAUUUUACUCGAAAGAUACAAUGAACAUUUUGGUGACGGCACUAACUAAUGCCUCAGUUAACUUAUCCAUUUUUGGAAUGAUUACAUGUGCUAACCUGGAUUUGUUAAAAUUUUUUCCGCAUGAAGAAAGCAUAGAAAUUCAGGACUUAUUGAUGAGUGAUAGUCUGAAACAGUUAUUUGUUGUAGUAAAAAUGCGUCAUACAUCACAUGUGCUUAUAUUUGAAAACGAUAUGUUAUUCAAAUAUUCUGUAUCAUUGUUGAAAAUUGCAACACAACAUGGACUAAUCAAAAAUAAUCUUUGUUACAUUCACGACACUAUACAGGUCAUAACUGAAGCAUGGGAAACCAUACUUUUAGAAAUGGAUAACAAAUUAAUUAAAUUCGCUGAUUCACAAUCGACAGGUAGCCUCUCAGCAGACUUUUUAGAAUUACUGAUGUUCGGUUACCCUCCUACUACAGCAUUGUAUACAUUUCUUACGAAGGAUUUGACGGAAAAAGGUUUAAAGAAACUUGCAAACAGUAUUGAGCUUAGUUAUUCAACUAUACAAAAAUUAGUUAUUAAGCCACUAACGACAUCAGUUAUGAAUGUUUUGUAUCAUCUAAGUACUUUAAAAGGAAUGAAUAAAACCAAGUACUUUUAUGCGAUCCUUUUAAAUGAAAAUGUAGAUAAUGCAGUUUCCAGUGCGGGAUCACUUUUAAUUAAAACAAAUGAACUUCAACAAACUAUUGAAACGUCUAUGAGAGACUAUAAAAUAUUUUUUAGAUGGUUAUAUGCAGUGAUUGUUCGUCUAAUGGAUGAAUCGGUUCCUGAUGAUAUCGCAGCCGUUAGACAGCAAGAGAUCAAUUAUCUGGCAGAAUUUUUGAAACAACUAGAUGGUAUAAAUGAAAAAAUAGAUAAUGAAGAUGUGUUACGGAGAAAAUUUAAUUUGGAACGUGUAGGUCAAUAUUUAGAAGACAAAAAUUUGGUUUUUCCAAUUGCAGACGAUUGUCCAAAGUCAUGGAGCUUUCUUCUGAAAACGAAUGAUUGCUUAAAAAAUUGUCCAUUUAUGUUUCCGCAUGACAAAGAGCUCUCAUUGGUUCAACAGUUUAAAAAGUUAUCGGAAAAAAUUGAAGCAGCUUUUAAUCAUCUUCAAAUUGGUAUAAGCAAGAACUUUGAGCUAUGUUAUCAUAUUGAAAGUCCAGUUACUGAUAUUCUUCAUACUAAUUUUGAAAUCAGCUCGACAAGUAUUUACAUUGAUACUGAAAAUGUCGUACUGUUUGUUGUGCUUGACAGUAAAAAAGAAUUGACCUUUUUUGAGAUCGAUAGAAGCUUUUGUGUCAAAUCAGUGAAAGUUACCCUACAAGGAUCAUUUUUAUUUCAACAUAUCAAAUUUUACAAUGAAAAUACAAUUUCAAUACUUUUAACUGACAACAAUCCUUCCGAAAAAACAACACAAUUUCUUCAAUUUCCAGUUAUUAAAUUAAGAGAAACUGCUCUCAUAUAUUCAAAUGGUGAUGCAAUGAGGAUAGUUAACUUAUUCGAAAUAGUAGACGAGAGUAUGAUGAAGCAAAUAGAUGGAAUCUAUGGGAUAAAAAUAGCUGUCUCUGGCCCUCGAAAAGUGUCUUCAAUUUUGUCUGAUACAAAAAAAUCAAUCAAAAUAUUUGAAAUGGAGAUAGAUGAAGAUGAAGAGGAUCUUCUGGAAACAUCUUCACAUAAUGCGAGUACAGAGGUUUUUCAGAACAUUUAAGGACGAUAAAUAAUCAAUGAUUUAUUAUUAUUGUUUUUCGCACUUUUUUCGUUUAAAAAAAAAAGUUCUAAUUCUAUUAUGCACAGUCUAUUAUGCAAUUUCAAAGAUAGUUUCUUUACAUUAUAUUAUGUGUAUUUAUUUAUUAUUUUUUUUUUUUGUAAAUGAAUAAACUUGGAUCAAGAAAAAAAA